AUGUGGAAAGGGUGGAUGUCUUCUCGCAGUCUGGAGGCGGUGAGUCCGGGUAGUGUGGCGUGUCGAGCAGAUACGAUGGAAUCGUUCCAGUCGAUCACAUGUGGGUUGGCUGAGAUCUAUAAGAAGCAUGUACUGCCAGUUGAGCGUGACUUCCGGUACGACCAGUUUUAUUCACCGGCGUUAACGGAUGGUGACUUCAAAGCGAAGCCGAUGGUGUUGUUGUUGGGGCAGUAUUCGACGGGGAAGACGACGUUCAUCCGGCACUUGCUGGAGAAGGACUAUCCGGGUUUGCGGAUUGGCCCAGAGCCGACAACGGAUAAGUUCGUGGCCGUAUGUCACUCGGAUGACUGUACUGACUCGGGUAACGCACCAGCGCAAGUUUUACCAGGGCAUGCGGCUGUCGUGGACCGGAAUUUGCCAUGGUCGCAGUUGGAAUCUUUCGGACCCGGUUUCCUGUCGCGAUUUGAGGUUGUUCAUGUGAAGAGCCAUGUGUUCAAAGGAGUUACUUUGAUCGAUACACCCGGGGUGCUUGCGGGCAAUAAGCAGUGGGAGCGUGGUUAUGACUUCGAGGGUGUUAUCAAGUGGUUCGCAGAGCGAGUUGAUUUGGUGCUAUUGUUCUUUGAUGCACACAAGCUGGACAUUAGCGACGAAUUUAGACGUUGCAUUCUUGCAUUGAAAGGCUUCGAAAGCAAGGUUUGUAUACUACUUAACAAAGCAGAUUCUGUCAAUGCCCAUCACCUUAUGCGCGUUUACGGAGCCCUCAUGUGGAGUCUAGGCAAGGUCAUGGCCGCACCGGAGGUACCACGGAUUUAUAUUGGCUCUUUCUGGGAUCAACCUCUCACCAACAAUGAAGUCUAUAAACUAUUCGAGCAGGAAACAGAUGAUCUUUUCAAACUCAUUUACUCACUACCAGCACGUUCAGCUGCCCGAAAAAUAGACGACUUUCUAAAACGUGUGCGAAGAUGCUACACACACUGUAUACUCAUCGAUCACAUGAGAAGACAAAUACCUAUACUAGGGAAAUCAGCCAAACAGAAGGAAAUGCUUGAUCAUCUUGAAGAGAUCUGCCAACAUCUCGCCACCAGAUACCAGAUACCUGCCUCCGAUUUCCCAUCCCCACAAUUCCUCAGGAGCAAACUUAAUGACAGCCACUCACUCAACCGCUUCCCAAAAAUGGACCAUAAGAAGCUUGGCGAAAUAACGGAUAUUGUAAAGAAGCGUGUCGCUAGCUUGACAAAGCUAAUUCCCCACGAAGAGGCUAAUUCUGUUGAGAUGAGCAGUCCGCUAAUUAUUGCUGAGAAUGAGCGCACAUUGAGUCCAACUAUAUGGUUUAAAGCUAGAAGCAAGGUGAUAACGAGUCGACGACUAAGCAAUGAGGACAGCAACCAAAGUCCAAGUCAGUCAAUGUGGAAUAUUAGUGUAGCUAGAACUAGUACAGAAGAUGUUGUCCAAUUUCCGGAGUUAGGUGUUGGCUUUAGUCGGGGACCUGAAGAGGUGCACGGAAGAGGAGAACACUCACCGAGUCCUGGGGGUUCGGGGGCUGGUACCUCAGGAGGAGGCGGUUUCGGGGCUGGCGGUUUCGAGGUGCCCGUGGUGGGUCCGGUGUUAGUCGACGGCAGCUCUCGGUAUCAGGCGCCAGGGGGAGGACCGGGCAAAGGGGUGGCCCUCCCGGGUCCUAGUGGCCUAGGUCCUAACGGUCUUGGCCCUAACGGUCUUGGUCCUAACGGCCGUCCUGGUACCGGGGCUGUAGGGGGUCCCGUGAUGGGUUUCGGCGAGGCCGCGAUGCGGCCGCCGGCGGCGAGGGAAAGCCCAGGCGGCGACGACCCUGCGUUGGAACCGCCAGAAUCCGACGGCCCGGAGCCGCUAUCGUGUUCGAAUAUGUCCAGCGUGGACGAAGCGCAGGCGAUGGACGGACUCAUGAGCAUGAGACCACCGCCUUCCUCGCGCCCCUUCGUAGAGGCAGAUGAGUGGGUCUCGCGACAUGUAGACGCCAACGACUACAUGGUUACACUUAGUACCAGAGACGAUACCUCCCACAACCUCUAA
This is a messenger RNA of Gregarina niphandrodes, 2046 nucleotides long. Its product is annotated as putative EH-domain protein. The record is from RefSeq and is a predicted model, not a curated record. Gene Ontology annotation, molecular function: GTP binding. Gene Ontology annotation, biological process: endocytosis; endosomal transport. The transcript has 3 exons. Gene Ontology annotation, cellular component: intracellular membrane-bounded organelle; plasma membrane; cytoplasm. Bases 1 to 2046 code for a protein of 681 amino acids. Lineage: Eukaryota; Apicomplexa; Conoidasida; Eugregarinorida; Gregarinidae.